UUUUUUUUUUUUAAGUGUGGCUCUCAGCUGCCGAGGCGAAUGAUGAUGAUGGCGGAGCUGAUUCAGGGACAGGCCUCGGUGGUUCAGCCUGGAACGAAAGAUGACUUCGCAGACACGAUACGCCGGGUCCGACAGAUGGCAGCCAAGAUGGGAGGAGACCAGAUGCCCAACUUGAACAGUUCAUCUCCGGUCAUAGACCCCUCCCUCUAUGGCUUUGGAGGCCAAAAACGCUCUCUAGACAAUGGAGUGGGAAACCAUCUAGGUGCAAUGGUACAUCAAAGGGCUCUUACAACAGAAGACUUCAAAGUGCCUGAUAAGAUGGUGGGCUUCAUCAUUGGAAAAGGAGGAGAGCAGAUCUCAAGAAUUCAGCAGGAAUCAGGUUGUAAGAUCCAGAUUGCGUCAGACAGCGGAGGUAUGUUGGACAGACCCUGCACACUGACUGGGAGCCCAGAGAGCAUCGAGCAGGCAAAAAGGCUGCUGAGUGAGAUUGUAGAGCAGUGUCGGUAUGGUCCAGGCUUCCACAGUGACAUGGAUGGCAACAGUUCCAUCCAGCAGAUGCUUAUCCCUGCCAACAAAGUCGGCCUGGUCAUUGGCAAGGGAGGAGAGACUAUUAAACAGUUGCAGGAGAGAACAGGGGUGCAAAUGAUAAUGAUUCAGGAUGACCCCAUGCCUACUGGAGCAGACAAGCCCCUGAGAAUCACUGGGGAUCCCCACAAAGUGCAGCAAGCCCGUGAACUUGUGGUGAAGCUCAUUCGGGACAAAGACCAGGGAGACUUUCGGACUGGCAGAGCAGACUUUGGAUCCAAAAUGAGUGGAAGCAGUCUGGAUGUGGUUGUGCCCAGAUUUGCGGUCGGCAUUAUCAUCGGCAGGAAUGGAGAGAUGAUCAAGAAGAUUCAGAAUGAUGCAGGUGUGAGAAUCCAGUUCAAACAAGAUGAUGGAGUCAGCCCCGACCGUGUUGCUCAGGUGAUGGGCCAGCCUGACCACUGCCACCAUGCGGUCCACCUCAUCAACGAACUGGUUCAGACUGCUCAGGAGAGAGAUGGAUUUGGGGGCAUUAUGGGGCGCCGAGGGCGAGGUGACUGUAACAUGGGGGGACCUGGAGGACUGCAGGAAGUUACAUAUGCAGUACCUGCUGAUAAGUGCGGACUGGUGAUCGGAAAAGGUGGAGAAACCAUUAAGAACAUCAAAGAGCAGUCUCGUGCCCACGUGGAGCUACAGAGAAACCCGCCGCCCAACACCGACCCCAACAUACGCAUCUUCUCCAUCCGAGGCACCCCUCAGCAGUUGGAAAAGGCCCGUCAGCUGAUCAAUGAGAGAAUUGGGGGUCCGGGAAUGGGGGUCAACAGCAGCUUUAAUAUGAAUCCUUACAACCAAGGACCAACCACACCUCCUCAGCAUGGGCCUCAGACUUUCAUGACUGGAGGAUGGGGUACAACUUUUCAGAUCUGGCAACCUCAAAACCAGCAAGAUCACAGUCACAAUGGAUCCCAGACGGGCCAGAUGGACUGGGAGCAGUAUUAUAAAAAGCUAGGUCAGCAAAACCAACCCCAGAGCUCUGCUCCUGAAUACAACAAAGCUUGGGGCCAGACUACCGGUCCUGGAUCUCAGCAGACCUCUAAUCCUGACUAUAACUCCUGGGUUGACUUCUACAGACAGCCGAUGGCCUUCUUCAACCAGGGCACUCAGCAGUCCCAAGCCCCGGGCCUUCAGGAUCACUAGAGAGGACGCCCAAGUAAAAGACUUGAAUCACUGAGUGGAUGAAAACAACCCUUGUUUAAUGGAGGGGUCUAGAUUUAAAACGCCUUGAAGACUUUUUUUUCUUAGUGAGAAACACUAGCUGUAGAAUGACUUAUAUGAUAAAUAUUUCUAAAAUCAGGAACAUUUAUUUGUUACUAAAUGCUUAUGUACACUGUUAUUUUGGAUAGACAGUAUCUGGGAUCCCUUUUUGGACUUGAGAGAGCUGUUUUUGUUUUUCUAUAUUUUCCUGUCUUGACUCAGAUUGUAAACGCCAAAAUGAACCCAAGAGUUGUAACUUUUCAAAAGGCAAUAUGAUCUAUUUUUUCUAGUUUAUGUGGAAAUGAAACAUUGAUUAUGUGCUUAGCAGUCUUGAAUACCGUUUUGUCACAUGUCAUAAAAUGUUUAAAGUGUGUUAAUGUUUUUCUUUUACAUAAUUCAUUGAAAUUAAACUGUGAUGUUUUGUUACAGGAAAUGUAUUUUUGUUAUAAGGUAUAAAAAAAUGGGUUAAUGUCAGCCAGUGGCAGUAGUUCUAAUUUAAUUCCUGUUGUGCUUUGUAUGCUGUUUUUCAUUGUCGUUUUAUUGUACUCUGGUUAAAAAAAAAAAGGUGCAAUAUCUUAUUUCACUUUUGAAACAAAGAUAGGUUCUCUAAUAUGUUGACAGAUUUUUAACUUGUAGUUUUAAGAUUUUUUUUUUCCUUUUUUUUUCAAAUGGAAAUGUCAUGGAUAAUUUAUUACAAUGAUCUGAUAUGAUAGGAUUUAGGGGGAUGUUGCAAAUAGCUUUUUUGCCUUUACUACCUUGUACAACUAUGUAUAUAUGCUCAUAUAUUUGACUGUUAAUUUAAGAUAUAUAUGUUUCAUAUAUAUAUAUAUACAUAUAUAUAUACACUUAUAUAAUUUUUCCCCUGUGAUCAGCAUCACAGGAAAAAUUGUCCCUCUUUUUCUGUUCUGUUUUCAUACUGAAAAUGUUCAAAGGUUGUGAAUGUGCGAUUUGAAAUUUGAUGUUGCAUCUUGUGAAGAGAAAGAGGUGGUAGAUUUUUGUGUAUACUCUGUACCUGAGCUAUUCAAGACUGCUAAGCUUCUGCGAUUCGUACCUGUGUAAUUAAUGUAGUAUUUUUAUGUUUUAAGGUAUUAUGAUCAAAAACUUUGUCUUAUUUGGUACCUCCCAGUUCGCCAACACCCCACCAAUUCUUUGCUGUGGACUCGGUGGGGUGCUGGACUCAGUCCAAUGCUAAUAACUUUUUAAUUAAUUUUUUAUUUCUGUGUGAUCUAAUAUAAAUGAUAAAAAAAUGAUUCAUCAUUAUGGAGAGUGAUUCUGGUAUUAAUGUCAUUUCUUAAUGAAAAGGGAUAUAAUUUCAAAAUGUCUAAUUAUGGUGGUUUUUUUGUUUUGUUUUUUCUUUGUGUGUACAGUUAACCGUGUAUUAAAAACAUCCAGACUACCUUUAUGUGUACUGUUGAGCUAAUUUUCUGUUGGAUGAAUAUUAUAAACAUUUGGAUGUCUUUUGUUGUACUCUGCUACUAAAGUGUUGAAACUGAGAGCUCUUGUGUGUACUAACAGGUGAAACAUAGAUUUAAAUAGGCCAAAUGUAUGUUUUCAUGUUUUAUAAGCAGAAAAUCUAUAUUUUCUAUAGUCAACUGCCAAUUCUCAAAGUUAAAUAAAUUUUCCGCAAGCCUC
Melanotaenia boesemani (Boeseman's rainbowfish) is the source of this 3408-nucleotide messenger RNA. It is a transcript of the gene fubp3, whose product is annotated as far upstream element (FUSE) binding protein 3. The coding region runs from base 40 to 1719 and encodes 559 amino acids. Gene Ontology annotation, biological process: regulation of gene expression. Gene Ontology annotation, molecular function: mRNA binding. The record is from RefSeq and is a predicted model, not a curated record. Gene Ontology annotation, cellular component: cytoplasm; nucleus. NCBI's taxonomy places the organism in Eukaryota, Metazoa, Chordata, Actinopteri, Atheriniformes, Melanotaeniidae. The transcript has 19 exons.